AUGCAGGGAGAGAUCGAAGGCUACGGCAUCGUUCAUCAACGGCUCCGACAGCAUACAAUCAGAUCUCUAGUGCAACAGCAUAUGGUGCAUUCGUCUCCAGUGCAACAGCUUUCAGUGCAGCAGCCCGCAGUCAUCGGUGAAGCAGUAUUCGAUGCAGCAAUGUAUGAUACUUCAGCCUUCAGUACAGCAGCUUCCAGUGCAGCAGCCUUCGGACACGGAACGGACUACCUGAAUUUGGCCCUCCGAGACGGUGGUGUUUCGCUGACGAUGGGCCUCUCGAACGGCAAACAAGAGAUGCAUAUCAAACCGGCUCGGGUUCGCUUCGAUGAUCACCAGUGGCACAAGGUCACUGUCCACCGACGGAUUCAAGAGAUCUCAUCAAUAACCAGCUUCUGCCGGCUGGUUGCCGUCGUGGACGAUGUCUACACCGACCAUUCGCACAUUGCCGGAAAGUUCACAAUGCUUUCGUCAUCCCGAGUCUACGUCGGUGGAGCCGUCAACCCUCGAGCCCUACUCGGCGCCCGAGUGCACAACAAUUUCGUCGGAUGUCUACGGAAGGUGGAAUUUUCGGCCGAUACUCUUCGGCUGAAUCUCAUCGAUUUGGCCCGAACGGGCUCCAAGCUGAUACAGGUGGCAGGAAGGGUGGAUUAUCAAUGCCCAAGCGGUGAUCCACAGGAUCCUGUCACCUUCACCACGCGGGAGUCAUACUUGCUCCUCCCACCGUGGGAUGUCUCCAAGCAGGGCAUGCUGUCGUUCAAGUUUCGCACAAACGAACCGAACGGGUUAAUAAUUUUGAACACCGUGAUACGACAGCCAAGGCCGGACUUCUUCGCAGUUGAACUGCUCAAUGGACACAUCUACAUCCACAUGGAGUUGGGCUCGGGAGCGGUCAAGGUACGGGCCUCACGAAGGCGGGUAGACGACGGCGUUUGGCACGAGCUGUCGUUAAGGCGAAACGGUCGAGACGGAAAAGUGGGAGUCGAUGGCCAAUGGAAUGACUUCCGAACGCCGGGCGAUUCAACGCAACUAGAGCUGGACAGUCCCAUGUACGUGGGCGGCAUUGGACCUCCGUAUGCGGAUGUGGUUAUUCCUCCAGCGAUUUGGACGGCUACUCUGCGGCAGGGCUUCGUGGGAUGUUUAAGGGAUCUAGUGCUGUCGGGGAAACCGGUCGAUAUAGCAGCGUACGCUAGACAGCAGGAUUCAGGAGCCAUCAAACCGUCCUGCCACAUUGUUCCGACUCAAUGCGGAGGGUCUGUAUCUCCCUGUCAAAACGGGGGCCAAUGUACGGAAGGAUGGAACCGACCGCUUUGUGACUGUUCGGCAACACUUUUCACCGGUCCCACGUGUGGUCGUGAAUCGGCAACACUGGCCUUCAACGGUUCACAGCACAUGGCCAUCUGGAUUGGUGGCACCCAGGGAACCCGAACACAAACCGAAGAAUUGGUUAUCCGGUUCAAAACGUCUCGCCCGGCUGGUCUCCUACUGCUCACCAGCGCCGAGACAAGUUCAUCUGACCGGCUUGAAAUCGGGCUGGUGGCUGGCCGCGUCCGGGCAAACGUCAAAUUAGGCGAACGCGAGAAGAAUCUGCUGGCUGGCCAGGGAGUUCUUAAUGACAAUAACUGGCACACGGUGAGAUUCUCCCGGCGAGCGUCCAAUCUACGACUGCAAGUUGACGGGGCACCUCCCGUCAGGG
Messenger RNA from Armigeres subalbatus, 1693 nucleotides. Its product is annotated as neurexin 1-like. The transcript is spliced from 10 exons. NCBI's taxonomy places the organism in Eukaryota, Metazoa, Arthropoda, Insecta, Diptera, Culicidae. The annotation marks the transcript as partial. The record is from RefSeq and is a predicted model, not a curated record.